Labrus bergylta (ballan wrasse) is the source of this 1064-nucleotide messenger RNA. NCBI's taxonomy places the organism in Eukaryota, Metazoa, Chordata, Actinopteri, Labriformes, Labridae. The record is from RefSeq and is a predicted model, not a curated record.
UGAGCUGUGAUUGGACGGAAGGUCCGGUGCUGCAGUGAAGGCUGUCCGCUGCUCGGUCACCGUCACGUAUAAAUACCGUGACACCGGACCGGUGAGUUCCACACUAAUAUCACGGAGUUCACGUUUUACCUCCCGGAAGUCACCGUAACACACAGGAUGCCAGGAUCCGCCUCGAUCAGCUGUUUGGGACCGUGGCCCAAAGAUGUAGGCAUCAUGGCCUUGGAGCUGUACUUCCCGUCUCAGUACGUGGACCAGGCGGAGCUUGAGCAGUUUGAUGGCGUGGCGGCGGGUAAAUACACGGUGGGACUGGGUCAGGCUCGAAUGGGUUUCUGCUCAGACUGCGAGGACAUCAACUCGCUGUGCCUGACGGUGGUGCAGAGGCUGAUGGAGAAGAACAACCUGUCCUACGACAGCGUGGGCCGGCUCGAGGUCGGCACAGAAACCAUCAUUGACAAAUCCAAGUCGGUGAAGACGGUCAUCAUGCAGCUGUUCGAGGACUCGGGGAACACGGACGUGGAGGGAAUCGACACCACCAACGCCUGCUACGGAGGCACCGCCGCACUCUUCAACGCCGUCAACUGGGUGGAGUCCAGCUCCUGGGACGGUCGCUAUGCGUUGGUGGUGGCGGGAGACAUCGCCGUAUACGCCACAGGAAGUGCUCGGCCUACUGGGGGCGCAGGAGCGGUGGCCAUGCUGGUCGGUCCGAACGCUCCGCUGGCCUUUGAGCGAGGUCUGAGAGGAACCCACAUGCAGCACGCGUACGACUUCUACAAACCGGACCUGGUCUCUGAGUACCCCGUGGUGGACGGGAAGCUCUCCAUAGAGUGCUACCUGAGCGCUCUGGACCGCUGCUACUCCGUGUACUGCAGUAAGAUCCAGGCUCAGUGGCAGAGAGACGGCGUGGAGAAGCUGUUCAGCCUGGAGGACUUCGGCUUCCUGCUCUUUCACUCUCCGUACUGUAAGCUCGUUCAGAAGUCUUUAGCUCGCCUCAUGCUCAACGACUUCCUGAGUCACCCGAGUCCCAACAUGCAGAGCGGCGCCUUCACAGGACUCGAGGCCUUCAG